Molecule: messenger RNA, 1209 nt
Organism: Thlaspi arvense
Lineage: Eukaryota; Viridiplantae; Streptophyta; Magnoliopsida; Brassicales; Brassicaceae
Source: the annotation of a GenBank genome assembly
CCUUACAGUUGCAUUAGAAGACAAGAAAGAUGGACGGCGUAGGAAAGGUGGUCUGCGUCACCGGAGCUUCCGGAUAUGUAGCGUCUUGGAUUGUUAAGCUUUUGCUUCUCCGUGGCUACACCGUCAGGGCCACCGUUCGAGACCCAAAUGAUCAGAAGAAAACGGAACAUCUUCUUGCACUUGAUGGCGCAAAAGAAAGACUCAAAUUAUUCAAAGCAGAUCUUUUAGAAGAAGGUUCUUUCGAGGAGGCAAUCAAUGGAUGCAGUUAUGUCAUCCACACCGCUACACCGGUUUCACUCGAUGCCGUUGAUCCUCAGGCUGAACUGAUCGAUCCAGCAGUCAAGGGAACAUUAAACGUCCUAAAGUCUUGUAAAAGGUCUUUGGUCAAUAGGGUCGUCUUAACGUCGUCCAUGGCCGCUAUUAUUGCUCAUGAUCCGUGCCCUAAUGGAACAAACGACGUAGCAGAUGAAACCACCUUCUCUGAUCCAAAGUUUUGUGAAAAGAAAAAGCUGUGGUAUGCACUUGCCAAGACUUUGGCCGAAAAUGCUGCAUGGGAGCAUGCAAGGGACAAUGAGAUCGACUUGGUUGUAAUGAAUCCAGGACUUGUGAUUGGACCAGUCUUGCAUGCAUCUCUUAAUUUCUCAGUAGGUGUGGUUGUGGGUCUUAUAAACGGUAAGGAUCCUUUUAAUAGUGGACAGUAUAGGUUUGUGGACGUGAGAGAUGUUGCUUUGGCUCAUAUCAAGGCCAUCGAGGAUUCAGCCGCUAGUGGUAGAUAUAUCAUUGAUGGUCCGGUUGUGAAACUAAAUGAUGACAUUGAGAAAGUUUUGCGCGAGUUCUAUCCUGAUUUGUGCUUUGCUGAUGAAAAGAAAAACGUAGGCAUGUUUGAGCUUGAUUUAGUGACGUACAAAGUGCGUGUGGAGAAAGUUAAAUCUUUGGGAAUUGAGCUCACUCCUAUGGAAACAAGCCUUAGAGACACUGUUCUUAGUCUCAAGGAGAAAUGUCUUGUGUGAUGUGAUCCUCUUUAUUAUGUUGUUGUACUUUAUAUUGAUUGCACUAUUGAUCUGUACUUUUGCAAUCAAUAUAUGGUUCAUAAAUAUUUGCAUUUCUUUAAAACUCUAAUAAUAUUUCGUUAUAAUGAUUUUAAAAUUUUCAUCAAGAUUCACAGUAUUUUUAUUUUAUAAGUUAAAUUAUUAACAAACUAUGUCUCGA